Venturia canescens is the source of this 3261-nucleotide messenger RNA. Its product is annotated as general transcription factor 3C polypeptide 3. Gene Ontology annotation, biological process: transcription by RNA polymerase III. The coding region runs from base 567 to 3254 and encodes 895 amino acids. Gene Ontology annotation, molecular function: protein binding. The record is from RefSeq and is a predicted model, not a curated record. The transcript is spliced from 6 exons. Lineage: Eukaryota; Metazoa; Arthropoda; Insecta; Hymenoptera; Ichneumonidae. Gene Ontology annotation, cellular component: transcription factor TFIIIC complex.
UACGUUACGAUAUUUUUCGAAGACCAUACAUCUGUAGCUUUAGUGUUAUUUCUAGGCAUUCUCGUUGACAUUUUUAAUGCCGAUAAUUCAGUGAUAAGAAACGUAAUUAUUUUCAUAAGAAAUAAUUGAAUUUGAAUAUUCAGUGCUCAACGUUUUGCUAGUUUUCGUGUGGGGGGGUGUUAUUUCAAAGAUGGCGAUGUUUACUCGCCUAAUAGCGAAAUGUCAAACGUCAUUGCGCAAUUUAUGUUUAUAUAUUUUAUGUUUUGAAAGCUUUCACGAAGCCUUCGAAAGCUACGAUUCAAAAUACCGUAUGAUAAUGGUGGAAAAAUGGGUCAGAAGCUCGAAAGUGAGAUUUAUGUGACUGACUUCGAUUGAGUGAGCUUGUAAUGUGUGGUGCUGGUGUAUAGUGGAAGAAAAUACGAGAUUGCGGAAUAGCGGCGCAUUCAAUCGCAAAACAGCUGAUGCAGCUUCGGUCUUCGCGUUCGGCGAAUUGGAGCGUUAAAUACGCCCAGCUGUUCUAACCUCGAACUCGAUUGUUCUCUUGUACAAAUAACAGUAAAAAAGUAAUGGAUUCCGGGGAAGAAGUAGGAGGCAACAAAGCCGAAGAUGAAACAUCAUUGAUGAUGGAAUUGCCAUCAUCUCCUUCGAAAAGUUCAAUGGUUGUAGGCGAGACAGCAUCUUUGGCUCCAGUGAUCAUAGAAGAACUCGAAGAGAGUGAAAUGCUGGACGUAAACAUGAGUGAGUUUGUGGAAGCUAAAGCCCUGAAAGUCUACGAAGUUAUUGAUCAUAAAAGUAUGGAAGUGGAUGACGAUGAAGCAGAGCUUCAGGCACUGGGAUUAGAAAUCUCUGACAUGGAAGAUCAUGACGCUUUAACUGCGACAGAAGAAGAUAUUUUAACUCAUCAAUUCAUCAACGGAGAAUUAACAUUUUCUGAGUAUUCUAGUAGAAUGGAUAAGAAUUUGGACCUCGAAGGAACAGAAUUGGAGACCACGAGAACGGCGGCACAAAAUGCAAAAGCAGGGACUGAACAAGGUGAAAAAUCAGGGCAAAAAGCUUGGAAUUCUUCAGCGAAUCGAGGAAAGCGAAGAAGAAGAAUUCUUCCUCCAGCUCUCCAGGGUUUGAUGGGCGAGGCGAAUCUGAGAUUCGCUCGCGGAGAAGUGGAUCUCGCAGUGCAAAUGUGCAUGGAGAUCAUAAGACAAGUACCGAGUGCUCCAGAACCAUUCCAAACUUUAUCAAUGAUUUACGAAACGGACCAGCCAGAAAAAUCUUUACAAUUCUCUCUGAUAGCUGCACAUUUGAGUCCAAGAGAUGCGGAUCAGUGGUUGAGGCUAGCAAACCUUUCCUUGGAAGCGGAUGAUGUGAAACAAGCGAUAACUUGCUACUCCAAAGCAAUUCAAGCCAGUCCAACAGAUAUAUCGUUGUACGAAGAGCGAGCGAAGCUGCAAGAGCGCAGCGGAGACAAGAGAGCCAUGCUGAAGGGUUACAUGAAACUGUUGAAUCAGUUGGGACCCGAAGAUGGUCAAAACAUUGUCAAUUAUUCCAAGCUUCUGGCCCAAAAAUACAUGCAAGAGGACAACAAUGAACAAGCAUUGGAAGCGAUGGAUCACAUUUUCACAAAAUGUCCAGAAAGAGUGACUCUCGAAGAGGUCAACAUAAUGACUGAACUGUUGAUAGCGCUCAAGCAAUUUCUUCGAGUUCUCGAUGUUUUAACGACUUACACGAGUAUCAAAGUGAUCUAUAAAGAAUCAAUGUCAGAAAAUCGAGAAAUCGAACGUUGUGAGAUCGAGGAAGAAGUCGUGGUCGAUUUGAAGGCAAAAUGCAUUGUAACGCUCGUGGAAUUGAAUCAGGUUCACAUCGCUGAAGAGCACUUGAAGAAACUUUUGGAAAACGAAGAUCCUGAAGUCUCGGGUGAUUUAUAUCUCGACAUAGCCGAAUCGUUGAUGGCCAAAAAAGAAUUUGAACGCGCCCUCACGGUCCUCGAGGCUUUGGUCAACAGCAAAAACUUCAGUUUAGCAGCAGUUUGGCUCAGACAUGCGGAAUGUUGGAUCGGCUGUAAAAACGUGAAGAAAGCGAUGAAAUCUUACGAAGUCGUGAGGGAAUUAUCUCCUGGACAUCUAGGAGCGAGAAUUGAACUUUCCAAAUUGUAUAAACUCACGGGCAUGUACGACCGAGCUAUAGAAGUACUGCAACAAGAUCCUGAAGUAGACGUGCUUGAUCCCACAGUGAUUUAUCGUCAAGCACUUUUGCUUUUGCGUACGGAGCGUUGGGAUGAGUUUUUCGAAGCCGGGAAAUUGCUCCUUUCUCGUCAUUGCGUGCAUUUGCGAUCAAAAGCCGAGUUGACGUCUCUGACGAAGACAAAUGGUGUGCGUCAGAGACGAGACGCUCUGCAGCUUUACCGUUUGUCGCUCGGUGAAAAUUUCGAGGAGGAAAAUCCUCCAGUUUUCAGUAAAAACAACGAUAUUUCUGUCAAAUGCGAAUUUUCGUUUUUCCUACGAAUGUGCAGAGCCGCCUUCAGGCUCAAGCGAUUUGGAACUCUCCAAAGAAUCUGCUUCAGCGCUUUGACCUCCAAGAAGUUCGAGAAAAAAAAUUCUCACAUCAUUUGUUUGUGCCUCAUCGCCUGCAUUCAUAACAACGACUCUUUUCACGGAUACAAUUUGGUUCGCGACUUGGUCCGCGUUUAUCCACGAUCGAAUACUUGGAAUCUGCUCAAUAUCGUCAUCCAACGAGCCGACGACACCAGACACAAUCGCUUCAUCAUGCGCAUCCUCGGACGCGAAGACGCUUUUUCUUAUCUACAAAUAUUACACGCCAAUAAUUGCCUCGUUUCUGGUACUUACAAAUACGCCCUCAACGAUUAUGUUUCCCUCUUCAAAGCUCAGCCCAGCGGGCUACUUGCUCUCCUCAUUGCUGUCAUUUUCAUGCAAAUGGCUUGCCAAAAGUUUGCUAGUAAAAAACAUCAACUCGUUUCUCAAGCUUUCGCAUUUUUCAACAAAUAUGUCCAACUACGCGAGACCGAGGCAAGGCACGAGUGCCAUUACAACAUGGCUCGAGCUUUCCAUCAACUCGGGUUGCUUCCUGGUGCCGUGCAUCAUUACAAAUUAGUCCUGGAAACUCCACCGUCGACAUUUCCUUCCAAACAUCCCGAACGCUUGGAUCUCAAACGCGAAGCUGCUUUCAAUCUUCAUUUAAUUUACAUGCAGUCAGGAAAUCCUGAGUUGGCGACCAGUUAUCUCGAAGAUUACAUCGUCGUUUAAUAUCAUU